AUGGGGUUGAGGUGGGUGUUGCGUGACGAUGAUGGGCGUUUCUUGGCAGCGAAUUGCCUUCGGAUUCAAGGCCGGUACACGGUUGUUGAAGCUGAGGUCCUGUGUUUGCGUGAGGCGCUGUCUUGGUUACGUGAUACUGGCAUGGGGGAAGUAGAUGUAGAAACAGAUUCCCAGUUAUGUAUACAUGCACUGAGGUCUGAGUCUUUCUUUUCUGCGUUUGGUUUUUUAAUUGAUGAUGUAAAACAAGUUGCCUCAUUGUUACAAGGGGUAAGUUUUGCUUAUGUUAGGCGAUCUGCGAACCGUGCGACCCAUGCUCUUGCAAGGGAAGCCGUUUCUAUGUCAGGUCCGGGGGAGUGGUUUGAUGUACCUCCUGACUUUUUGGUCCCGUUUCUUGACUACGAUUUAAUGAAUUGA
Messenger RNA from Ipomoea nil (Japanese morning glory), 414 nucleotides. RefSeq lists its product as uncharacterized. The record is from RefSeq and is a predicted model, not a curated record. The transcript has a single exon. NCBI's taxonomy places the organism in Eukaryota, Viridiplantae, Streptophyta, Magnoliopsida, Solanales, Convolvulaceae. Bases 1 to 414 code for a protein of 137 amino acids. Gene Ontology annotation, molecular function: nucleic acid binding; RNA-DNA hybrid ribonuclease activity.